UCAGCUCGACGUUUACGGGCACAAUGAAGUGAAGCUCAUGUACGUGUGUUUAGGAAGCGGAGAGUUGAUAGCUCGGCACGUAUCGACCAUGAGACCCAACUCGGGUGCAAGAGAACACGAGAAGAAACAGAUGGAAGAGAGCACAGCGAGUUGGAAGGUAGGGAUGAGGCACGGCUUCUAGUUCUACCAGCUUUGACCGUCGGGUUUGACCAGCUCGGCUCACGCAAAGAACGGAAGAAACAAAAAGCGAGCAGAGCAUGCGAUGGCAUGGUGAGGUGAUGCCAAAAGAAGGUGCAGAAGCCAACAAAAGAAGGCCAAGGCUCGGAGCGCUCUCUCUCUCUCUCUACCUCCGCAUACUUCCCACCACCUGCAGGCGCUCAGAGUUGCAGAUCAAGCGUGUGAAAGGAAGGAAGCAAGAGAGUGAGAGGAAGAGUGCUGACUUGAUGACACUUUAUUUGACUGACCCUUUCUUACCUACUACUGCUGCUGCUCUCCUCCUCCCCAAGUGUUGUACACAAUGGAGGAAGAGAGCUUCAUGGACGUGUUGCGGACCGGAGAGGAAGAGGACUACUUGCUCUCUCGCUACUCCUCUCUCUCUCCGACAGGGAUGCUUUGUUUUGGCGAGGAGGAAGACGCAGUUUCAGCACUCCGUAGGGCUCCUCGCAAAGCAAACGACUCUUCUCCACCUCCCACCACCAUCGAUAUAUCCAAAUCUCCGAUCAAGAGGGUGGGAAGCAGCUGCGGUGGAAGAGGGAGGAGGCGGAGAAGCGGUGUGACUGCAAGUGCUACUCCUGCCACCGUCACGACGAGGAAGGAGAAGGUGGGGGAAAGAAUCAUGGCCCUGCAGCGGCUGGUCUCCCCCUUCGGCAAGUCUGAUACGGCCUCCGUUCUGCAUGAAGCUCUGGAAUACAUCCGAUUCCUGCACGAACAAGUCCAGGUUCUGAGCUCUCCUUACCUGCGAAGCCUGCCAUCCUCCGCUGACUUGCAUGACGGGAGAGGGAGCGCAGACCUGAGGAGCCGGGGGCUGUGCCUGGUUCCGGUCGCGUGCACGGAGGACGUGACGAGAAGCAACGGCGCCGAUCUCUGGUCCCCCGCCACGGGAAGUGGCAUCAGAGGCUCCUCCUCCUCUUCCUCCAAGCACUGAGCGUCUCGAGCGGCUCUCCUGAUAUGUUUUGAUUGAUCCUUAGGCUGACAGUAGCAGCAGAAAAGGUUGUGUUUCUGUAACAGAGGUUAAGUAGCAGAUAAGAAGCGUAAAAGGAGUUGCCGAGGAAAAAGGAAGUCAUGCAAUACAUCGAUGUUCUGUUGAGAUGUCAGUGAAUUCAAAUAUCAGAAACAUAUCUUUCGAACGAGUA
Molecule: messenger RNA, 1352 nt
Organism: Musa acuminata AAA Group (dessert banana)
Lineage: Eukaryota; Viridiplantae; Streptophyta; Magnoliopsida; Zingiberales; Musaceae
Product: transcription factor bHLH154-like
Exons: 6
Coding region: 518-1144 (208 amino acids)
Biological process (GO): regulation of transcription by RNA polymerase II
Cellular component (GO): nucleus
Molecular function (GO): protein dimerization activity; RNA polymerase II cis-regulatory region sequence-specific DNA binding; DNA-binding transcription factor activity, RNA polymerase II-specific
Source: RefSeq, a predicted model, not a curated record